CCAAGAACACAAAAUAUCUCGCGCCAUGGCCGGAAAACCAGACACUGUCGGUGCCAACGGCUCUGCCGAGAAGGAUCGAGGGGAUACAAGGAGUACGGACUCUGAAUCCGAAGAGGACCGCCAAAAUGAAACCGAAAAUACGACCCAGAGCGCAAACAAGGUUACGAAUGUCCAACCGAUGGAUCGGAAGCCAAAGUUCGACUUCGCGGCCCUGAAAAGCAACUCCUCCCUUAUGAACAAACUUCCGGGGUUUUUGGCCGAGAUGGAUGCUGCCAAUCGCGAGCUCGAAGCCGAAAAGAAGGCCGGUACCAUCGCUGAGCGACGCCUCGAAAUCGACGACGACGAAGAGGAAGGCGAGAAGGCUGAACAGUAUAUCGAGAUGAACCUUGGACUUGGAGUUCUUGAGGAAAAGACAAGCGAUUCUGAGACAAGUUCUGAGGGCGAAUCUAGCGACGAUGAGGACGUUAUGGACAAGCUCAUGGGAGCCGAAAAAGACUCCAAAGAUGAAGGCGAGAAGAAAAAAGUUGGCAUUGAAGAGGUCUGAACUAUGAUCUUCUAUGUCCAGAACAGCGCGACCAUGCGCCAUAAUGUUGUCAUAUUAAGACGGCGGUUUCGAUUGGAGGGGUUAUCAUGUCUACGAUACGAUAUCAAUGAGCAUUGGAGUUGGGAUGGGGGCAUAUGUUUCAUGGGAGAAGGUCGCACCGGGGAGUUAUGGGAUUAUGGGUGUAUAUUUUUGGGCCGAAGGUGUACAUACUUGAUCUGAAUGGGCACCAAUGUCUGUCUGCGGAAACGCAUGGCAGGAGUUUUACCAACAGUGGCGAGGCCAUUUUUAGCAUAUGGGCAUGGGAGUGGUUUCGGGAAACUCGAUACGGGAAAACUCGAUAUUCGACUCUACCCCACAUCAUAGAUGAUUCGCAGGCUUUUCAACCUGCACACAACCUUAAUAUGAAGUUGUAAAUUCUCUAGGAAGAUUUUAUUUUAUGUUUUUCUCGUAGUUGUGAUUUGAUAUGGGUGAUGACGGACUGGCUGAGAAUCGGCGAUAAAAGCACCGACGUAUUAUCACGUGAUUACCCGAUCUGUCAACGCUCCCGAGCUAAGAAAUUUGAUGUUCAGGC
Molecule: messenger RNA, 1115 nt
Organism: Pseudogymnoascus verrucosus
Lineage: Eukaryota; Fungi; Ascomycota; Leotiomycetes; Thelebolales; Thelebolaceae
Exons: 1
Coding region: 26-544 (172 amino acids)
Biological process (GO): box C/D snoRNP assembly
Source: RefSeq, a predicted model, not a curated record